AUGGCAGCUAAAAUGUCAUUUCUGGACGAGGAACUCUGCUGUUCUGUGUGCUGCGAAGUCUUCAAGGACCCUGUAGUCCUGAAAUGCAGCCACAGCUUCUGUAGAGGGUGUCUGCAGCAAUGCUGGGAAGAGAAGAGCUCUCGGGAGUGUCCCAUCUGCAGGAGGAAGUCUUCAGGAGAGGAACCUCCAACUAACCUGGUUUUAAAAAAUAUAGUGGAAUCAUACUUAAAGCAGAAGGCUGAGAAUGAAGCUGCAGGGAAGACUCCAGAGAAGAGUGAAGCUCGCUGCCGUCUUCAUGGAGAGAAGCUUUUACUCUUCUGUGAAGACGAUGAUGAGGCUGUCUGUGUCGUGUGUCAGACUUCAAAAAAACACAGAAACCACCAGCUCUGUCCAGCAGAGGAGGCUGUGCGUGAUUUGAAGGAGGAGCUCAAGAUUGCACUGAAUCCUAUUAAGGAAAAGCUGAAAAGAUUCACUGAAGUUAAACAAGAGUGUGAGAAAACAGCAGAACACAUCAGGAGUCAGGCCCAAAACACAGAGAGGCAGAUAAAGGCAGAGUUUGAGAAGCUCCACCAGUUCCUGCGAGAUGAAGAGGAGGCCAGACUAGCGGCACUGAGGGAGGAAGACGAGCAGAAGAGUCAGAUGAUGAAGGAAAAGAUACAAACUAUGACAAGAGACAUCUCUGCACUUUCAGAGAAAAUAACAGCUAUAGAGAAGGCCAUGCAUGUGGAAGAAAUCUCUUUCUUAAAGAUUCACAAAAGAAUCAAAAGAAGAGCCCAGUGCACACUGCAGGAUCCAGACAUGAUUUCAGGGGUGCUGAUAGAUGUGGCCAAACACCUGGGCAAUCUGAAGUUCAGAGUCUGGGAGAAGAUGCUGGGGAUGGUGCAGUUCACUCCUGUGACUCUGGACCCCAACACUGCAGCCCCCUGGCUCUGUCUGUCUGAUGAUAUGACCAGUGUGAGAUACACUGGAGUUAAACAGCAGCUUCUUGACAACCCAGAGAGGUGCAAUUACUAUGCGACUGUGUUGGGCUCUGAGGGGUUUACCUCAGGAAAACACAGCUGGGAGGUAGAAGUUGGGAACAAACCUCAGUGGGAUGUAGGAGUGGCUAAAGAGUCCAUCAACAGGAAGGGGGAAAUUACAUGUAGCCCACAGAGAGGAUUCUGGGCUAUAACUCUAAGGAAUGGUGAUGACUAUAAAGCCUGCACCUCACCAGCAACACCCCUCACACUGAAGAGGAAACCCCAGAGGAUCAGAGUGCAGCUGGACUAUAACAGAGGGAAGCUGUCCUUCUAUGACCCCAGUGACAUGUCACACAUCUACACCUUUAACGGAACAUUUACUGAGAGACUCUUCCCAUACUUCUUUCCAGGCAACAAUCCUACAUUCAAUAACUCUGGAGGCCUGAAGAUCUAUCCAGUGAAGGUGUCCAUAACAGUGACUUCAUCCUAG
Messenger RNA from Megalops cyprinoides (Indo-Pacific tarpon), 1449 nucleotides. Its product is annotated as zinc-binding protein A33-like. The transcript has 6 exons. Bases 1 to 1449 code for a protein of 482 amino acids. Gene Ontology annotation, molecular function: protein binding; zinc ion binding. NCBI's taxonomy places the organism in Eukaryota, Metazoa, Chordata, Actinopteri, Elopiformes, Megalopidae. The record is from RefSeq and is a predicted model, not a curated record.